CAUGCCCCCGGGAGCAAAGCUGACCUGUUUUCACCCGCCAUCACUCCAGCUCACGCCUCAGGGCGGAGCGCGCGUUACGAGUUCACUUCCCGGCUCGCAGACGGGCCUCCCUGCGGUGUUCUGCGUCUGUGCCGGGCGGGGGACGCUGGGGCAUCGGGGCAGGAGGGCUUCCGGGCCCGUGGAGAUGCCUCCCCGAGGUUCACCCCGAGUUCCUUUUCUUUCCAACAGGGUGGAUGGGGCGCGUCCCUGGCUGACAAGCUGGUCAGAAAAUGUGAUGUUCUGAACCGUGGAUUUUCAGGCUAUAAUACCAGAUGGGCCAAAAUUAUCCUUCCCAGGCUCAUCAGGAAAGGGAACAUUUUGGACAGCCCAGUAGCAGUUACAAUUUUCUUUGGUGCCAAUGACAGCGCGUUAAAAGAUGAGAACCCCAAGCAGCACAUCCCCCUGGAGGAGUACGUGGCGAACCUGAGGAGCAUGGUGCAGUACCUGAGGUCCGUGGACGUCCCCGAGGGCAGGAUCGUGCUCAUCACGCCACCCCCGCUCUGCGAGGCCGCGUGGGAGAAGGAGUGCCUGGCGCAAGGUUGCAAGUUAAAUCGCCUGAACGUGGUGGUUGGUGAAUACGCCAGCGCCUGCUUACAGGUGGCCCGAGACUGUGGGACUGACGUGCUCGACCUGUGGACCCUGAUGCAGAAGGACGGUCAGGACUUCUCACCCUACUUGUCAGAUGGACUGCACUUAUCACCAAAGGGAAACGAGUUCCUCUUCUCCCACCUCUGGCCUCUGAUCGAGAAGAGAGUGUCUUCCCUGCCGCUGCUGCUCCCUUACUGGCGAGACGUGGCCGAAGCGCGACCAGAGCUCAGUCUCCUCGGAGACGGGGACCAUUAGGCGCGGAGCACGAGGCUGGUAGGGACACGACGCCACCCUGCACCACGCCCUCUGGUCAGAGUUGUGUCUGCUCAGGCCUAAACCUUUGCUCAUGACCCUGGACCGAAACCCUGACGUUUGUACCAGGAUGAAUAAACGCACUGUGCCUUCCCGGGAAGCGCUGCACCGAG
Myotis davidii is the source of this 1052-nucleotide messenger RNA. It is a transcript of the gene IAH1, whose product is annotated as isoamyl acetate-hydrolyzing esterase 1 homolog. The annotation marks the transcript as partial. The record is from RefSeq and is a predicted model, not a curated record. NCBI's taxonomy places the organism in Eukaryota, Metazoa, Chordata, Mammalia, Chiroptera, Vespertilionidae. Gene Ontology annotation, molecular function: hydrolase activity, acting on ester bonds. The transcript has 6 exons.